CUAUGAGUAAGCUGUGCAGACAAGUUUCGAUAGAGUCUCCGGGACCGACUCUGAAGGAAUGCGUAUUCAGUUUUGAUGUACCCGUACCGGAAGUGCCAAUGUAUGGAGCUAGAAUCAGAGUGGUGUAUGCCGGCGCAUGUUAUCGCGUCAGCCGCACUCGCUCUGCAUCAGUGUGCAGUACAUCAUCUGUUUCAUCAAUUAGCAGCCUCACUGGUGAAAUGGAAGGUUUCGGUAUCCAUGGCUCAACACCCGCCCACAUAGGCCUUCGAGAUGGGGCACUGUUUCCAGGUUAUGAAGUCGCAGGUGUCGUGGACGCAAUUGGAAAAGCUGCCGAGCGUGUAGAGGGCAUAACUGAAGGAACACGAAUAGUAUUAUUUCCAUACGAAGGUGUGCCACAUGGAUAUGCCGACUACAUCGUCGUGCCUGACUUCAAAUGCCUUGUGCCGGUUCCGGCUGAUCUUCCUCUUAGUGUGGCCGCCAUGCUUCCGACGGGCGCAUUGCUUGCAAGUAACACGGUGCAAACUGCAAGCGAGUGCUUAAAAACAGUGCUCGAAGGCCCGAACCAUAAAGACAAAGCCACUGUAUUGAUUGUCGGCACGGGUGGCUUAGCUUUAUGGGCUUUGCGUCUAGCCUCCCACCAUUUUAAAUUGAGCAAAUAUCAUGACCGGAUUCGUAUUUCCGUGGCAACUCUCAAAGAUGAAGGUUUUGUCUUAGCUAAAGAAAGUGACCAAAUCAGCGUGGUGCAGUGGAGCGAAGAUCUGUACGAACGUCAGCUGAUCGAGCGCACGACUGACGCGUGCGGCGGUCCCGUCGAUAUUGUGCUUAAUUUCGGCACUACCUCUAGGUCUCUGCACCGCUCUCUUCAGUGCCUUGCUCCGGGAGGAAUGGUUCUCGUAACUGAGGAUGUCGGGGAUAAAUUGAUGCCGAAAUUCGCAAAGAAAGCAGAAGAGAUGAACGUGCAAAUUGUCGUGGUACCGAAUGGCUCCAUCGAACAAUUGAAGGAGUUGGUAUAUCUGGUUGCGCGUGGCGAUGUCGAGCCGCCGCCACAUUCAGUGUUCCCAGCGGAAGAAGCUCAGGAGGUAGUUAGAAAACUAUGCAAUUCUGAAAUCAACGGGCGUGCCAUCUUGAAAUUCCACAAUGUGGAUUAAACGUAGACUUGUCGUUUGCAAGUAUUAUUUAACGACCAAAUAUUUAGUUUAAGCAUUGUAUUUACAACUCAUACAAUAUCUUUAGUAAUAAACUCAUAUUAUUGCUUUAUUAACAUUAAAAGCUCACAAUUAGUAUAUGUCAUGUCUAAAUAUUCAUAUGUAUGCGGCAACGCAUCUGCAGUUCCUCUGGUGUUGCGGAUGUCUAUGGAUGUCGUUGAUCACUCCGGUG
Molecule: messenger RNA, 1377 nt
Organism: Papilio machaon (common yellow swallowtail)
Lineage: Eukaryota; Metazoa; Arthropoda; Insecta; Lepidoptera; Papilionidae
Gene: Drat
Exons: 4
Coding region: 3-1148 (381 amino acids)
Molecular function (GO): oxidoreductase activity
Source: RefSeq, a predicted model, not a curated record